Molecule: messenger RNA, 357 nt
Organism: Melospiza melodia melodia
Lineage: Eukaryota; Metazoa; Chordata; Aves; Passeriformes; Passerellidae
Product: pro-glucagon-like
Exons: 3
Coding region: 1-357 (118 amino acids)
Biological process (GO): adenylate cyclase-modulating G protein-coupled receptor signaling pathway; positive regulation of insulin secretion involved in cellular response to glucose stimulus; negative regulation of apoptotic process
Cellular component (GO): extracellular region
Molecular function (GO): glucagon receptor binding; hormone activity
Source: RefSeq, a predicted model, not a curated record
AUGGUGCGGUGGCUGUACCUGUCCGGGCUGGUGCUCGCUGUGCUCAUCCCAGCCGGAGGGAAGGUGGCUCCCAAGGACCUGGAGGAGCUGUCCAGAUGGAAGCUGUUGGGAGCCCAGAACUCCCAGAGCUUCCUGUCCCUCAUCAAGCGACACUCGGAGGGGACCUUCACCAGCGACUUCACGCGGUACCUGGACAGGAUGAAGGCCAAGGACUUCGUGCAUUGGCUCAUCAACACAAAGAGGUCCAGCCCAUGGUGCUUAGGAGUUCCAUGGAAGGAUUCACCCGUCACCUGCAGCUCCUGGAUCCAGCCCAUGGCCCCUGUGAGCUCCACGGAAGGGUUCACCCAUCACCCAUAG